Molecule: messenger RNA, 2819 nt
Organism: Gasterosteus aculeatus aculeatus (three-spined stickleback)
Lineage: Eukaryota; Metazoa; Chordata; Actinopteri; Perciformes; Gasterosteidae
Gene: peli2
Product: pellino E3 ubiquitin protein ligase family member 2
Biological process (GO): protein polyubiquitination; regulation of Toll signaling pathway
Molecular function (GO): ubiquitin protein ligase activity; protein binding
Source: RefSeq, a predicted model, not a curated record
AAAACACAAUUUUGAACAAAUAUUUGUCACGGCGUCCCCCCCUCCACAAAGUGGAGAAGUAGCGAAUGGUACAUUCCGGCCCUGCUCCUCGCUGUGUGUGUGUUGUCGCUUCCGAGCGGAUUCAACCGCCAAGAGAUACGUGGUUUUUUGUUGUUGCGGGAGAGCUAAUGUUGGUCAGUGAAGCCCGGAGCCUCAUGUUUUCCUCGGGCCAGGAGGAGCACUGCGCCCCGUCCAAAGACCCGGUGCAGUACGGCGAGCUGGUGGUGCUCGGGUACAACGGCUCCCUCCCCAAUGGGGACCGGGGUAGACGGAAAAGCCGCUUCGCCCUGUACAGGAGGACCAAAGCCAACGGCGUGAAGCCGAGCACUGUGCACAUCCUCAACACGCCGCAGGCCAGCAAGGCGGUGAACUGCAAAGGCCAACACAGCAUCUCCUACACGCUGUCCAGGAACCACACGGUGGUGGUGGAGUACUGCCACGACAAAGACACCGACAUGUUUCAGAUCGGGCGAUCCACAGAGAGCCCCAUAGACUUCGUGGUGACGGACACAGUGGCGGGAGGCCAGGAGGGGGGGGAGGAGACCCCCAUCACGCAGAGCACCAUCUCCCGCUUCGCCUGCCGAGUCGUCUGCGAGCGCGACCCGCCCUACACGGCGCGCAUCUACGCUGCGGGUUUCGACUCCUCCAAAAACAUCUUCCUCGGGGAGAAGGCGGCCAAGUGGAAGAACCCCGACGGCCACAUGGACGGCCUGACGACCAACGGCGUGCUGGUGAUGCACCCCAGGGGCGGCUUCACGGAGGAGUCGAAGCCCGGCGUCUGGCGAGAGAUCUCCGUCUGCGGGGACGUCUACACGCUGAGGGAGACCCGCUCGGCGCAGACCCCCGGCAAACUGGUGGAGCACGAGAACAACGUGCUGCAGGACGGCUCCCUGGUGGACCUGUGCGGGGCCACGUUGCUGUGGCGCACCGCCGAGGGCCUCUUCCACACGCCCACCCAGAAGCACCUGGAGGCCCUGCGGCAGGAGAUCAACGCGGCGCGGCCGCAGUGCCCCGUGGGCCUCAACACGCUGGCCUUCCCCAGCAUGCAGCGCAGCCGCGCCCUCUCCUCGCUGGAGGACAAGCAGCCGUGGGUCUACCUGGCCUGCGGCCACGUGCACGGCCACCACAACUGGGGCCACCGCUCGGAGCAGGAGGCAAAUGACCCUCGGGGACUUUCCAUGUGCUGUGUUAACGGCCCAUAGUGGCGUCCACAGCUGUGCUUCGACCUGAUUUUCUAUGUGGUCCCGGAGGCGCUCACCUCCUCUUACGUUCUGUGCGAGAAAGUAUGCUCGGAGUAGUUCGUCAAGUACUAGGCCGAGAUCCCCUUGCCCCACGGCACCCACGCCUUCCACGCCGCUUGCCCUUUCUGCGCCACCCAGUUGGGCCUCACCCAGGGCUGCUCCAAGUUGAUCUUCCAGGGCCCGGUGGACUGAGCCCCGGGGUGGGGGGGGUGGGGGGUGAGGGGGGUCCUGCUCAGGCCGGAAUGCCAACACGCUGUGAAACUGUUGCGAUUAUUUUGUGCUUUCCUCUUGUUCAUGUAAGCCAGCUGUGCACGGGGGCCCCGUGCGGCUAUUUGGGGGCCCCGUGGGAAACGCACGGGAAGCACACCGGACCACAGAUGCCUUGAACCGCUUCACAGAGGGGAGUUAAGGUUGUUGGUGGAAUGAAUUGAGAAAGAUUUAAACAUUUUCACGGAGCCCGACAGCUGGACUGUCGGCCCGGAGCAACUGUGGUGUCUAAUGGCUACGUGCUACGUGCUCCCCGUCAUCAUUUAGUUCUCCGGAUUUGAGCUUCCAUUCGCUGAACAAACUUUGACAAGGGGGGGGGGGGACUUAAUGUACAGAGAUAUAAUCCAGUGCCUCAAAUCCCAUUAAGCGGUGGGAAUAUUUUUUAAUAAAUGGGAAUAGAUGGUGUUGCAUACGUAGGACAAAUGCCGGACGGAUCCUUGAGCACAUUUCUAUCUGACAGAAGACGUAUUUUACUACACUGAGGCCCUUGUGCGGUUUUGUAAUGCAAAUGUUAAUAUAUUUUUCCUCUGCUUAAAUAACGUGUGAGGAUGCUAGAGAAAGUGUGUGUGUGUGCAUGAGUGUCUAUGAGGGUUGGACUGAGUGGGGACCCGUCGGGCUUUUUGUAUUGAAUGGCCCUGCUCACCCCGAUUUUUUUAUUUUUAUUUUUGCAAUGAUGUCGCCCGCCAUCCCAAACACUACCGAGAAGAACCGCCAGUGUGCCGAAGCGCGCCGGCUCUCCUCGCCGGGUUCCACUUUAAUCACACGGCUUCCUUUCUCAUCGCCGCGGCCCGUUGGCAGCAGUGAUGAGCGCCGCUGUACCGCACGCAUCAGCAGCACCUGCUACCCAGCGAGCUAGCCGCACCCCCCCCACACACACACGUACUGUAUUCAAUCUGCACUGUUGUUAGCUUUAUCCCAUGCUGGGUCUGAUCCAAUGAUUCGUACGCUCUUAAACCUGGGCACAGUCACAGCGGCGGGCGUGAGAUUAUACCAAAUAUAAGGAGUGGUUUUCUUUUUUUUUUUUUGUUCUCCACAUGCAAGAUGUAACGACCCCCCCCCCCCCCCCCCCCCUCCUUCUUCUCCCGAUCCAAAGUGUUUCUGUAAACAAUCCUAAACCCAAACUGCUGCUAUGGUGGAAUGUUGACAGCUCUGGAUUACAGUCGAGGCUGUUCGGCUGCUCGAAACCAGCUCCAGGGGAAUAAUGAUAUUAUCGCCCGGCGCGCCAACCUCGGUAAGUUCCCUUGUGUGGAUGAGUCAAGUUGUCCGAAAAAA